CCUUUGGGAAUGUUGAUCUUCGGCUUUUAAAUGUGUCGGAGAACACGCCUGAGCCUUUGACCUCUGCUAUCAACAUCUGCCUGGAUACUCACUGCCAUGUCAAGUGCCCCGGCCAUGUUAAGUGCACUGGAAUCACUGCCAAACGAGGUGUUGGACCGCAUAGUCGACCUAGCUGGGCCACCACUUCAUGAUCGGUCACCUCGAGCAUACAAGCAGCGCAUCGCAACCUUCGGAGCAAUUAGUCGCACUUCUCGGACCUUAUUGCCCAUCGGUCAGUCUCAUCUGUACAAGUUCAUCAGAACCCCAGAACUUGGAGGGAAGAUUCAGCAACUGCUUUGCACCUUGAGCAGAUCCCCACAACUUGCAAAUUUCGUCCAAGUUCUACUUCUGCGCCCUGUCCAUGGCAUGUCGCCGUGCAUGCCGCUCGAUCGACUUGAGAUCUGCUGGGAAGCGACCGAGCAAAAUUUCGGGCAGGGAGUGAGAUUCGCCAUGGCCGACGCUACAUUCAACCCGAGAAGCAGUUGUCGGACAUGGGAAAUAGUCAUGCUCGCCGCGCUGACCAACAGAAUCAGGACCCUGGUAUGUUUCGUUGAUCCUCCUCACAAUGAAGAGACGGAGCAAUGCCGCAGUUGUCCUGAUAUGACACGAAUGUUCAACUCGAUGCUUUCAACACCACCACCAAGCACGCAGACCGUCAAGUACUUGAAUUUGUCUGAAGUUCAUAUUAUUGGAAGCAAGCGGCAGGGCCCUGGUCCUACGUUUCAAACCGCAUUGUUACCGGUGAUGCAGCGACCGAGAGUCACUACCUUCGUCGGGACUGCGAUCAGAUCUGUGUUUGACGACAAUCCAUGGCCAAAUCCGCCUCCAGCCUCCAGUAUCUUCCAACUGAGUCUACGGAAAUGUCUCUUGAACGGGCGAGAUAUUUCUCGGUUGAUCAUGAGCUGUAGAGCUUUGGACAGGGUGUCGAUCAGCUGGUCUCGACGACAGGGUCAUGUUGUCAACCCAUGCGCACUUCUCGCGGCAUUAAAACAACAUCGCUCGAGCUUGAAGACGCUCAGCUUACGUGACUCGAGGACGACUACAGUACUGCUCUAUCCAACAAAUGAGUCAAGAGUCUUCGCGCACGGCCUAAGCAACUUCGCAUGUCUGACUUCGUUGACUAUUGACGAAACUCUCCUCCUUCACGGUGCACGUCGGACCACAGCCGAUGGGCACUCUGAGCUAGUAACGACUCUGCCGGCCUCCUUAAGUUCACUCACAAUCCAUAGCCUGCAAGAUUUGCGUGCACUGCCGACUACUCUUCGAGCUGUGUGUAGCAGCAUAUCCGAAACUCUCCGAGAUUUCGAGAUCAUGUUCCAACCAAACGAAAGCUACGACUUGCGCAUGUGCCUCUCGCGGGCAAUACUAUCAAGGUCUGGAGGACCUGUGCAGUGGACCAUCAAUCGAACCUCUGAUCAGAGCGCACGUGGAGGCAGACUUCUCAAAUUCCAUUGCUGGAAGAGAUAUCACUCUCUCGCAACAUCCAUGAGAGACAUCAUUCGGCUGGCAGACAGCGGAGGCAUUGACAAAGUGCUCGAUUACCUUUACGUUCGCGAUCCUGAGAAUCCAUGCCGAUGCAUCGUAUGCAGACCUCGCCCUCUAAUGUCACGCAUGAGGGGAAUACCUAUCACGCCAAAUCCAACGACUUGAUGGCUCAUGUGGCGUUCUACAGCUUGAACAGCGGGCUCAGGUCGUUGUGCUCGGAAUUUGCAAGCCUGAAGGAUUUUAAGAAGCGCACAGUUGGUCGACCCGUGCAAGUUCAGAGCAUACUUGAAGACAUUGUAGGGGAUAGCAGGUAUCUGGUGUGCGUGACACUUAUGUAGAGUAGAGCAAUUCAGGCAGAGUCAGAAUCACACACGCU
Cercospora beticola is the source of this 1900-nucleotide messenger RNA. Lineage: Eukaryota; Fungi; Ascomycota; Dothideomycetes; Mycosphaerellales; Mycosphaerellaceae. The record is from RefSeq and is a predicted model, not a curated record.